UCAACGUUCGUACCUGGCGCCAGCCGUCCAACCAUAAGUUUCUUGUAAAGAAGCUCGAAAGCUCUACAUUUUGAGAAUUAUUGGCGCAGUCAGUAAUAAAAGGCGAAAUUUCGUCCUUCGUCGAGUGUUGUCGAGUCACAAAUCCAAAUCGGCUAGUAAUGCUUUGCUACGAGAAAAUCAUCGUGCGGAUGGAUCAGCGACUAUCAAACGUGUUUAGCGAACAUCUUGCAUUUUUGAAAUUUCAUAGAGUGAAAUAGUAUUGUAGUUGAUUUUUUAGUUAUCAAUUUCGAGACUUUUUAGUUUGUUUAUUGUGCAUUUUUAUUUUACACAAGUUGUCAUUGUUGUGAAGGUCACAUAUUUGAUUUUACUCAGAAAUCAUUAAAAUAUUGGUUAUUUGUUUUAAUACUGAGUCUUACAAGACCAUACAAAAAUGAGGGCCUUAGAUUUAGACAAGUUUCAAAAACUACAAAGUGUUCCUGAUAAAAUUAGGAAUAUAUGUAUUCUAGCUCAUGUAGAUCAUGGAAAAACGACUUUAGCUGAUUCCUUGGUAGCAAGUAAUGGAAUAAUUUCUAAUAAAUUGGCUGGUAAGCUACGCUAUCUUGACAGUCGUCCAGAUGAGCAGUUGCGUGGCAUAACAAUGAAAUCAAGCCUUAUAACAUUAUAUCACAUCUAUAAUGAUUCAGAGUAUAUCGUGAAUCUUAUAGAUUCUCCUGGGCAUGUAGAUUUUGCAUCUGAAGUAUCAACUGCUGUAAGAUUAUGUGAUGGUGCAAUAAUUGUAGUAGAUGCAGUAGAGGGUGUUUGUCCUCAGACAAGGAGUGCUUUGUUUAUUGCUUAUAUCGAGGGUUUGAAACCAUUUCUAGUCCUUAAUAAAAUUGAUAGACUAAUUAUUGAGAUGAAGUUGACACCUCUUGAUGCUUAUGUUCAUUUGAAUCAAGUUUUAGAGCAGGUGAAUGCUGUUAUGGGAGAAUUAUUUACUAGUGAUGUUAUGACCAGAGAUGAAGAAAAUGAAAAUAUUGUCACAAGUGACACAGAUGAUACAGCAGAGAGAAAUAUAGCUGACUGGCAAUCGGCUCUAGAAGAAAUUGAUGAUUCCAAUUUGUAUUUUUCACCAGAUCAAGGCAAUGUUUUGUUUGCUAGUGCUAUUGAUGGAUGGGGAUUCACUAUCAAACACUUUGCAAAAAUUUUUUCUGAAAAACUAGGUUUUAGUGAAAAGGUUUUAUCCAAAACUCUAUGGGGUGACUAUUAUUUAAAUAUGAAGAAUAAGAGGAUAAUGAAAGGUGCACAAGAAAAAGCUAAGAAACCAUUAUGUGUUCAGCUUAUAUUGGAAAACAUUUGGGCUUUAUAUGAAACAGUGGUUGUGAGAAAAGACAAAGACAAAGUGGUAUCUAUGGUGGAAAAAUUGAAUAUCAAAUUAACAACCAGAGACUUGAGACACAGUGACCCAAAAGCUCAGUUACAUGCAAUUUGCACACAGUGGUUGCCUCUGGCUAAAGCCUGUCUAGAUAUGACAAGCGAAAAAGUCCCACCUCCUCAUAAAUUAUCCAAUGAGAAAGUUGAACGAUUAAUUAGUGGCACAGUUGACUUUGCUACUAUGUCUGAUGAAACCCAACAGCUUAAAGAAGCCUUCUUGCAGUGUCGAUCUGACAAUGAUGUACCUGUCAUUAUUUUCAUUUCAAAAAUGUUUCCUGUUGACAAAAGAUCUUUACCAGAAAACAAACCAAAACCCUUAUCUCAAGAAGAAUUGAUACAGAGAAAAAAAUUUGCACGUCAGAGACAUGCUGAUAAAAUGGAAAAGGAUAAAUUGGAUGGAAUCACAAGUCUUGACAAUAUAGAACGAGUAUCUGCAAAAGAGAGUGAAGAAGUUAUAGAGGAGAAAGAAGAAGAAGAAUGUGAUAAUAGUUUAAUUGCUUUUGCUAGAGUUUAUUCAGGUACUUUAAGGGUUGGUCAAGAAUUGUACGUUUUGGGUCCAAAGCAUAAUCCAAGAAUAGCAUUGGAAAGGCAAAAGGAAGGGGAAAUCAUAGAUCCCAAUUGGCAAUUGAAAGACUUGAAAACUGGAAUGCACAUUACAAAAGUUACCAUUUCCAAAUUGUAUCUUCUGAUGGGUAGAGAAUUAGAACCAAUCACCAAAGUUCCUGCAGGGAAUGUAGUAGGCAUUGGUAAUUUGGAGGAUCACGUCUUGAAAACUGCAACAUUGUCAACGACAAUUGCUUGCCCUUCGUUUUCUGAAUUAACCUCAUUGGCAGUGCCAAUACUCAGAGUAGCACUAGAGCCUAAGCAUCCAAAUGAUUUGCAAAAAUUAGUAAAUGGCCUCAAACUUUUGAAUCAAGCUGAUGCUUGUGCCUCAGUUUCAAUACAGGAAAAUGGAGAAAUUGUAUUGAGUACAGCGGGUGAGGUCCAUUUAGAAAGAUGUUUAGAAGACUUGAAAGAUAGGUAUGCUAAAAUAGAAAUUAAUGUAUCAAAACCAAUUGUAUCGUUCAGGGAAACUAUUGUACCUCAGCCAAAAGUUGAUAUGGUCAAUGAAGUUAUUGAAAAGAAGGCUGAAGAAGUCAAUUUAGAAACUUUAACGUGGAACAAUCAAUGUUGCUUUGAAAUUGAUGCCAAACCACUGCCUGAAGAAGUUACGAAAUUGUUAGAGAACAAUGCCGAACUUAUCAAAGAAUGGGAUAAACAUCGUUCUGAUUUGAGCAAAGAAAAAGAAGAUACAAGUAAUCCUCCUGAUUUGUCAAAAUUAAAUUUAGAAUCUUCAACAUUGAUUGAAAAGAUACAGAAAAAUCUGGAAUCUUUUAAGAGCAAACUACUGGAAGCAUUUGUUGCAGCAGGAUGGGAAUCUGAUACACUAGAUAAAAUAUGGUCAUUUGGCCCUAGAAAAUGCGGCCCCAAUAUCUUUUUGAAUGAGAGCAGUUUUUCUGGAAAAUCCUUUUGGAAGCCCCUUAGUAAAUCGGUCGAUCCUCGAGAGGCGUACUACAACAGUAUGGUCAACGGAUUCCAAUUAACUACUCUUUCCGGGCCUUUGUGCGAAGAACCGAUGAUGGGGGUUUGUUUUAUCCUGAAAAAGUGGGAAAUUCACGAAGAUUUGCACAGUGAAAGCGGAAGUCAAUCACAGAGUCAUCUGGUCGGGCAGUUAAUUUCAGCCUGCAACCAAGCAUGUCGAAAAGCUUUUAGCGCUCGUAGGCCUCGACUUGUCACACCCAUGUAUUCCUGUAGCGUUUUAGUUAACUCCGAUGUCCUGGGUAAGUCUUUUAUAAAAGUGUGAGCUCUUCGUAUAAUCAAAAGAAUUCAUACUUUUUUGUCAUAGUCGUUUAUUGCUAUAAUAUUUCAUGAAAAUGAAUAUUUACAAGUAUAUUGAUACGCAUAAACACUAGUAUAGAAGAAAAGAGAGAGAAUCACGUGUCUGGCUUCCUAAAUAGAUUGUAGAUAUAGCGAUACAAUUACAGUAAAAAAAAUA
Molecule: messenger RNA, 3445 nt
Organism: Phymastichus coffea
Lineage: Eukaryota; Metazoa; Arthropoda; Insecta; Hymenoptera; Eulophidae
Product: elongation factor-like GTPase 1
Exons: 4
Coding region: 431-3253 (940 amino acids)
Biological process (GO): cytosolic ribosome assembly
Cellular component (GO): cytosol; ribonucleoprotein complex
Molecular function (GO): GTP binding; ribosome binding; GTPase activity
Source: RefSeq, a predicted model, not a curated record